CCACUGGGGUUUUUUGAAGGGGCCUCCAAAAGGGGGGCCCCUCUACCCCAACGCAAAACUCUUGACAGUCGACCCCGGGAAUUCUAGACCCCUGUCCCUGGGGGAAAGGGCAUUUGUCACCCAAAAAUCCCUUUGGCCACCCCAAACCUCGGGAAAAGAAAAAGGGCACGUCGUCACCAUGCCACCCUCCCAGCUUUCCGCCCAAAAAGGUGCCCACACGCCUUCUCUGGCCCGGGUAGCCCAAAGGGCCCAAACCCGGGCAUGCUGUCCAGUUUUGGCCAAUACCCCGGAAACCGUUUUUGGCCCGUGCGGCAGGGCCCUUCCCACUAUUAAAGGCCCUCCACCUGAUCAUGCUGGUUCAAACGGAAACCCUUACCCAAGUGGGGGCCCGGGAAACCAAAGGACGGGGGGUUUCGGCCCCUUUUUCCAGAAUUUCCGCCUGUACCACCCCUUAGCCUUUAAAAUUUGCCUGGAUGGUGACAAACCCCUGCCCCCCAGCCCUUUGCAACCCCCUGUUGGAAGCCUUCCCGGGCCCCUGGGAAGGGGUCAGGGGCCCCGGGGGCUGGUAAAGGGCCCCUGGGCCACGGGUUGGGCCUUCAGGAAGGCCUCAAAACCCCAAGGCCUCGCCCAGCGCCACCUGCAGGCCCCAAAGGGGGGGGCCCCGAUAAAACCUGGGCCCCCUGGGGGUUUGGGUCCCCCAAAACCCGGGUUUUCAAACCCCCGCCAAGGAUGGUUCCGAGGGGAUCCCCCCCUUCUGAAAGCGCCCACUGGUUUCCGGGCACAAAGCUGCGGGGGCCCCGGGGGUUUCCUGCCACGGCCCCCAGGCAGCCCCAAAGAGCGCCCCAAAAGGUCUCUCCUGGCUUGUUCCCCCGCUCCUCCCCUCACAGCCCUGCAACUGCCACAGGACCAUGCAAGACCAUCUCCUCUUAAAGGACUUGACACUACCGUGAACCAUCGGUGUGAAGUCAUGAUGUGGACCACAAUCACGGUGGUACUAACCUCUGGGGGAAGGCUGCUUGCCCUGAUCUGUACUUCGAUAAAAGUGAGUGGUACAGCAGGUAUGGGUACAGGAUACAUGUUUGCCAUGGACGAUUUGGUCAAAGUUUAA
Messenger RNA from Penaeus monodon (black tiger shrimp), 1108 nucleotides. Its product is annotated as translation initiation factor IF-2-like. The transcript has 9 exons. The record is from RefSeq and is a predicted model, not a curated record. NCBI's taxonomy places the organism in Eukaryota, Metazoa, Arthropoda, Malacostraca, Decapoda, Penaeidae. The annotation marks the transcript as partial.